This is a messenger RNA of Plasmodium vinckei vinckei, 1638 nucleotides long. Its product is annotated as GTP-binding protein, putative. Gene Ontology annotation, cellular component: mitochondrion. The record is from RefSeq and is a predicted model, not a curated record. The transcript has a single exon. Gene Ontology annotation, molecular function: GTP binding; GTPase activity. Bases 1 to 1638 code for a protein of 545 amino acids. Lineage: Eukaryota; Apicomplexa; Aconoidasida; Haemosporida; Plasmodiidae.
AUGCUUAUAAUAUUUAUCCUUUUCCUAUUUUUGUAUCAAAAAAGUAGCUUUUGUAUAAAUCCUGAUUCUAAUUUUUUGCGUAAAAAAAACCCAUUCUUUUUAUUAAAUGAUCUCAAGUGUAAAAAUAAAAUCAAACAAAAGAAUCAGAUAUAUUGUGGUGAAAAAAAGAUAAAGAAAAAUGAAUUUCAUGAUAGAUGUAUAAUAAAUGUUAAAGGGGGAAAUGGAGGAGAUGGAAUAUGUUGUUUUACAACAUUUUCCCAAAAAAAAAAUAAAAAAUAUGCAUCUGGUGGCAGAGGAGGGAAAGGUGGUGAUAUAUAUUUAAUUGGUGAUAAAAAAAUUGAUAACUUUUUAAAUUUGAAACUAAAAUCCUUUUACUAUGCUGGAAAUGGGGGGAAGGGAUGCAACAAUAAUCAACAAGGGGAAAAUGGGAAAGAUGAAUAUAUAAACAUACCAAUAAAUACAAUAAUUUAUGAAGAUAAUAAAUUUAUUAACUUUAUUCAUUCAAAUUAUCAAAAAGUAUUAGUAGCAAAAGGUGGAAAGGGUGGAAAAGGAAAUUAUUCAUAUCGAACCAAAAGUUUGAAAAUACCAUAUGUUUGCCAAUUUGGAGAAAAAACAAAAGAAAAACAAAUUAUUUUAAAAAAAUUAUUUUUCACAGAUCUAGGAAUUAUUGGAUACCCUAAUGUAGGAAAAAGUACAUUAUUAAAUAAAAUCACUAAUGCUAAUGUCAAAAUAGCUAAUUAUAGUUACACAUCUUUAUUUCCAAAUUUUGGAAUAUAUAAGUGUAAAAACGAGAUAAAAGAGAUGGAGAGUCAUGAAUCUGAAGAGGCGAUUAAGGUAGAGGAGUACAAACACGAAAUAGAAAGCGAGGUAGCGGAAGAGAACGAGAAAAACGAGUUGGAAAUCAACGAAAAAAAUACUGAAACAAGCACAGAAGGGAUAAAAACGCGGAAUUACACCGUGAUCGAUUUUCCAGGUAUUAUAGAAGGGCUAGAUAAAAAGUUAUCGAAUGUCUCGUAUAAGUAUUUAGAGCAUCUUAAAUAUAGUAAAGUAUUAAUUUACAUGUUUGAUAUUAAUGAUAAAUCUAUUGUUGAGACAUAUAAAAAUAUAAAAAAUGUUUUAGUUCAAUAUGAUCCAAUUUUUGAGAAAAAAAAAGAAGUGAUAAUUCUUAACAAAAUCGAUAUAUAUCAAGAUAAGGAAAAUAUAAAUACUAUUAUAAACUACUUAAAAGAAUAUUUGAAAAAUGAUAAAAUAUUUUGUAUAUCUGCAUUAACUGGAACAAAUGUUAUAGAAACAAUUGAUGAAAUUAUUUUAAAUAUCAAUAAAGAAAAUAUAAUUGAUAAUUUUAUAAGUAACUUACCAAAACCAUGCGAUAUUGAACAAAUCGAAAAUAGUGAUAAUUACCCACCUAAUGAUUAUAAAAUUCAUAAAUAUAAUGAGCAUAUAUAUAUUAUUAAAGGCAAAUAUAUUGAAAACCAAGCAGAUAUUUUUAACUUUUCAAAAAAUGACAGUGAAAAAGUAUUUAAUAAAAUAUUAAAUGAUUUAAAUAUUAAUGUAAAACUUAAAAAUAUUGGGGCAAAAGAAGGUGAUAAAAUUAUUAUAAGUAAUUACUCAUAUGAUUUUUCUCUUGAAAAUUUAUAG